CUCUACCACACAUCACUUACCCAAUCUUCUUUAUUCUCUCAUUCAUCAAACCUUCUUCUCGUCGCCAACAACUUCCGCAAUUGUCAAGAACACGACAGAAACCAAUUGGUCUCUUGACUCUAGAACGUUUGGUAGGAGAACUUUUCGAACAAUACAUUUAUUCCAUCAAGCACGUUUUUUAUACUUCUCAUCUUCCGUUACAAUAAUUCCCUUUCAUCCCAAUCACUCAUCUUCAGCACAAGAAUUUCGUCUUGAUAUGCCACACAGCUAUCAUCAUGUCUUCAGACGAAGCUCCCCACGAUUCUGGCAAUGGUGAGCUGCAAGGCGAUCGUCAGAACGUUCCAGGUGCGCUAGGACCUCACUCAGACACCCCGGAUGAGACCACGAGAUCUGGCAGUCUUCCGAGUAGUCAAGAUCCUACACUGACCUGUGCCGGUAAUCAAUCGAAUGCUGCAGCUACCACAGGAGCUCCUGCCGAUCCAAUGGUCGGAUCCCACUUCCAGCCCGCUGAGCCAUCAAAGGGUAAGGAUGAAGACAUGUCACCAGAAGAAGACAUAUCAAGCAAUGUCAUUCAUAAUGAAAACUCGUCUAACAGUUUUAACAAAGAGGACGUUCCUGAGCAACAAGUUCAACAAUACUGUCGUGACAGUGGUGAGGCUGAGCUUGAAGGCAGCAAUGAUGUCAAUCGACCUGAGGGUCACUCCAAUCACGAUGAUGAGAAUACUGCCAUGCUGGAGCAAAAAGGUUACAUUGGAGGAGGCAGCUCAGCCAAUCCAACUCACACAGCUUCUCCUGCUACUGAUGACAAUUCGAAUCAGAACAAUAACCCUGUUACUAACAACGGCUCUCAUCAGCAAGACUUAAACGAUGAUACAAUCAAGAACUCCGGUGAUAAUGAUUCUGACAAGAUCAAUAGUAAUCACGAAGAGCAUGAUGAAAACUGCGAAGCAGAGGAUGGUAACAAUCAAGGAGAUGAUAUCAGUUCAAAAGACUCGGAUAGUGAGGCCGAAGGUAAAGCUUUUUCCUUCACUCAUGUGACAAUCUUUGAACCCAGCUAACCGUUAACAGACCCGUCCGUCGAGGCAGAAAUCUUGGAGAAUCUGGAUGAAUCGGAAGUCGACAUCAAUACCAGCGCAAAAAUCCUACGACGCAUGCUGCGGAGAAAAACCGAGGAGCUCAGAUCAGUCCGAAUAAGUGCGCUUCGACGUGAGAAUCAACUCCAGGCAGAU
Molecule: messenger RNA, 1229 nt
Organism: Truncatella angustata
Lineage: Eukaryota; Fungi; Ascomycota; Sordariomycetes; Amphisphaeriales; Sporocadaceae
Exons: 1
Coding region: 276-1058 (260 amino acids)
Source: RefSeq, a predicted model, not a curated record